This is a messenger RNA of Necator americanus (New World hookworm), 222 nucleotides long. RefSeq lists its product as uncharacterized. Bases 1 to 222 code for a protein of 73 amino acids. The record is from RefSeq and is a predicted model, not a curated record. Lineage: Eukaryota; Metazoa; Nematoda; Chromadorea; Rhabditida; Ancylostomatidae. The transcript has a single exon.
AUGACACGUGGAAAACAUCAACAUCUUGCACCGCCUUCGAAAGCGGCUAAAGUAAAUCGCCUUCGCUUCUUUGGUCAUAUAUUAAGGAGACCGGCAGAUCGCCUUGUCCAACGAGUUCUGAAGAGUUCGUCGGGUUCGAGCUGGAAGAAGCCACCUGGCCGAAAACGAAAGUUCUGGACUGAGGCGGUGAAAGAGGACCUGAGGACACUUGGAUAUGGAUAG